Suillus clintonianus is the source of this 1020-nucleotide messenger RNA. RefSeq lists its product as uncharacterized. The annotation marks the transcript as partial. The transcript has 2 exons. Gene Ontology annotation, cellular component: nucleus. Gene Ontology annotation, biological process: regulation of DNA-templated transcription. NCBI's taxonomy places the organism in Eukaryota, Fungi, Basidiomycota, Agaricomycetes, Boletales, Suillaceae. The record is from RefSeq and is a predicted model, not a curated record.
CCUAAGGUCCAUGCACCUCCUCCAGCUCAAACCCCGCCACAAGACGAUGGCGAGCCUGAUGUCGUUAAGACAUUCUGUCACCACUGCCGAAACACGAACACCAGACCCAAGAUGCAAUGUUCCAAACGCCGUCCAGACCGCCAAAUCUGCGGGAAACGGUUUUGCAACCGAUGCAUCCUGAACCGGUACCCUGAGAUGACGUUUGUUCGCAAUUACAAGACAUUUGUCUGUCCGGUCUGCCUUGAUACCUGUAACUGCUCCUCAUGCGCGCGGAGACGCGGGGAGGAGUACAUUUCCAUGCGUGGAGGUGGAUUUGCGGGGUCUCGCACCAAGUCGGGCAUUGUACUCAUCCCUGACAGUGCCCAUGCAGGCCCAGUCCAGGAUGACUCAAUGACGCCUGAGCCUCCUGAAAGUGCGCCACAGACGAUGUUCUGGGCUCAUGUUUACGGUCUUGAAGGCGAGCGCGUCGGUCGUGCAUUUAUUGACGACGCCAGCGCCUCUGCCCCUGUUCGGCCCACGCAACCCACGAAGCAGCGCGCCCAAAAAGGACGAGCGAAGCAGAAAGUACAAGCGAAGGCGAAGGCGAAGAAAACACCGAGGGUAUUCAUCGGGACGCCUCUACGGGAGUGGAAGAUCCGCACGAUUAAAGACCUCGAGCCUAGCGCUGAGAUCCCGCCUCUCGUCUCGGAAGAAAACUACGAAGGGAAAGGGAAGGGCAAAGCUGUUGAACGACCGCGUGUUUAUAUCGGCGAUGCGAGGUGGUUACACCUACCAUAUGCGCGUAUGCCUGUGUCGUCUCAAUCUUCGCGCGCGUCAUCGCCGGACUCGGAAUUGGAGCUGGACUCGGAUGGGACGUUGACGCCGUUGGAGGAUUUGGAGGAGGAGAUGGGGUGGCCGCAGCCUGAGGUGGGGGAGUCUGUGACUGUGACGUGGGGGUCGACGCGUGUGCAAGAUCGGAGUGCGUCUAGUUCGUUGUCGCCGGAUGAUUUGGUCAAGGCUAUUGGGGUUGCGUUGGCGGCG